AUGUUUAUUGAAACUCCAAAGGACCCCAAGGUGAAAGCUGCAACAUGGUCAGACUACAAACAUCAUCAUACACUCAGUGCCGAAGCCAGACCAAACGGCCAACCGAGGCAGGCGGGAGUUGCUAGGGGGGUUCGGGGCAUGCCCCCCCGAGAAAUUUUGAACUUUAGUCUCUCGGAAAUGCGAUUUGCAGCGUUUUCUGGGCCUUUCGGUAACUUUUUUUCGAGUUAAUUUAAGUGGAAUUUAAAAAGCAAUAAUCAGAAACAAGCUACAUAAACUGGGUGACCGUUAACCUCGCCAAUGGUUUUGAUCAGUAUUUGUUCAAAAAAAAUUGGAGUUAACGUACGUAGCCCCUUGAGAUCGAUGAUAUGGUAAUUUUUUCAUGGUAUAUUGACUGAAUUGCUGAAUUCUUUGUAAUAUCAUGAUGCGUUAAAAAUAUCCGAUGAUCGCUUAUGUAAAAUAAAGAUGAUCGGCGAAAUUCGUCAAAAUUUUACCGAGGCGAGUGCCUCGGUUGGCCUCAUACUAGCUACGGCGCUGUAACACUGAAAGUGCUGGUCUCCAUAAUGCCAUGUGGCUCAUUUAAUUUCAUUUCAGAGGCUUGGGGUGGUAGAGCAUCAGAUGUUGCUAUUACUCGAAACUCGGGCUUCUAUGACAUUCUUGAAUAUGGGGAUGAAGUCAUGGCAGUCAAAGGGUUCACCAUUGCAGAGGAUCUUUUAGUAAGGCAUUGCCGAUCACACAUCCCACCAGGAAAAAGGGGCAGUGAACAAAUGAGAAAGGAAGAUGUUACAAAAACAAAAGAGGUUGCGAAUUUAAGAAUUUUUGUUGAGCAGGCAAUUCGCCGACUUAAACCAUUCAAAAUAUUGAAGCAUGAAAUGCCCAUCUUACUCUUGGAUAAAUUUGAUGAUAUUGUCACUAUCUGUGCAGCAUUGUGCAACUUGUACCCAAAGCUUUGCACUUGA
Molecule: messenger RNA, 956 nt
Organism: Porites lobata
Lineage: Eukaryota; Metazoa; Cnidaria; Anthozoa; Scleractinia; Poritidae
Source: the annotation of a GenBank genome assembly